CUUUUUUCUUUAUUUUUUACAAACCUUUUUUUUUUUUUUUUUGUUCUUCUUUUUUCUGCUUAUUUAUUUUAUUUUACUCUUUGUUUGUUUGCAUUCUCUCCUUUUGAAAAGCCUUCAAAAAUGGUCUCUGAAAUGGUCUCUGUUAGAAAUAUCUGUUGUGUAGGUGCCGGUUAUGUCGGUGGACCCACUGCUGCUGUCAUCGCUUACAAGUGUCAUCAUAUCAAGGUUACUAUCUGUGAUUUAAACCAAGCUCGUAUUGAUGCUUGGAAUUCUGACAAGCUCCCUAUUUACGAACCCGGUCUAGAAGAAGUAGUCUUUGAUCGUCGUGGCAAGAAUUUGUUUUUCAGUACCGAUAUUGAUACUGCCAUCAACGAAGCUGAUUUGAUCUUUGUCUCUGUCAAUACUCCUACCAAGAAGGCUGGUUUGGGUGCUGGUAAGGCAGCUGAUCUUGCUUAUAUCGAAAAGGCAACUCGUCGUAUUGCUGAAGUAGCCAAGAGCUCCAAGAUUGUGGUGGAAAAGUCCACUGUUCCUUGUCGCACGGCCGAGAGCAUGCGUACUAUCCUCGAAGCCAACUCUACUGAAAAGGUCCGCUUCGAUAUCUUGUCCAACCCCGAAUUCUUGGCUGAAGGUACCGCCAUUAACGAUCUCUUCCACCCUGAUCGUGUCUUGAUUGGUGCUCUCCAAACACCUGAAGGCAUUGCUGCUCAAAGAGCUUUGGCUGAAGUCUAUGAGAACUGGGUUCCUGCUGAUCGUGUCAUUACCACCAACCUUUGGUCUUCCGAACUCUCCAAGUUGGCUGCCAAUGCUCUCUUGGCCCAACGUAUCUCUUCCAUUAACGCUUUAUCUGCUGUUUGUGAAGCGACAGGUGCUGAUGUCGAUGAAGUGGCUUAUGCCGUCGGUCGUGAUAGCCGUAUCGGUCCUAAAUUCUUAAAGGCCUCGGUGGGUUUCGGUGGUUCUUGUUUCCAAAAGGACAUUCUCAACUUGGUGUAUCUGUCUCAAUCACUCAACCUGCCCGAAGUAGCUGAAUACUGGAACCAGGUCUAUCUCUUGAACGAAUACCAAAAGAAGCGUUUCGUCAAAAAGAUCAUCUCUACCCUCUUCAAUACCAUCACCCACAAGCGCAUUGCCGUUCUUGGUUUUGCCUUCAAGAAGGAUACCGGUGAUACCCGUGAAUCUGCAGCCAUCACAUUGAUCAAAGAUUUUAUCCAAGAAAACGCCCACGUGGCUGUUUACGAUCCCAAGGUCGAACACGAACAAAUGUACAUGGAUCUCUCCGACAACCUCCCUGAUACCCGUAAGAACGUUGAAGAACACCUUACUAUCUGUGCCGAUGCUUAUGAAGCUGCCAAGGAUGCGGAUGCUGUCAUUAUCGUGACUGAAUGGGACGAAUUCAAGACACUCGAUUACCAAAGAAUCUAUGACAACAUGCACAAGCCUGCUUUCUUGUUUGAUGGUCGUUUGAUGUUGAACGCUGAAGAACUUCGUAAGAUUGGUUUCAAGGUUCACACCAUUGGUAAGAAUGAACUCGCCGGUACUGCUUAAUUUAUUUUAUCAUGGACUCUCUCUCUCUCUCUCUCUUUCUCUC
This is a messenger RNA of Mycotypha africana, 1585 nucleotides long. Its product is annotated as UDP-glucose/GDP-mannose dehydrogenase family, NAD binding domain-containing protein. The transcript has 4 exons. The record is from RefSeq and is a predicted model, not a curated record. Bases 121 to 1542 code for a protein of 473 amino acids. Gene Ontology annotation, biological process: glycosaminoglycan biosynthetic process. Lineage: Eukaryota; Fungi; Mucoromycota; Mucoromycetes; Mucorales; Mycotyphaceae. Gene Ontology annotation, molecular function: UDP-glucose 6-dehydrogenase activity; NAD binding. Gene Ontology annotation, cellular component: cytosol; nucleus.